AUGCUGAGUGCGAGACCGUUUCUCCUGGCUGCACUGCCAGUCAUUCUAUUGCUGUUUGUUCAACAGCCAUCGAGCAGCACUACUCAGCAGAUUCAGACGCUCCUUGCCUCGUGGCUGCCCUCAUCGCUACACGAUGCUAUCCUUCUGAAUCGACCCCGCAUCGCCAUAUCCCAGGGGACGGUGGUGGGCACCACGUUGACAGAGACACUGAACCACCCGGUCGACGCGUUCCGUGGAAUCCCCUAUGCGCUACCACCGGUGGGCGAUCGCAGGUUCCGUCGGGCCGUUCCUGUCAAUGCUUCGGACGAGUUCAUCGAUGCCAGUCGCUAUGGUCCACGCUGUCCCGGAAAGCAAUUGUUGCAGAUCCCCGGUGAUAGCGGCAGCAGCGAGGAUUGCCUCACGGUCAAUGUCUUUCGUCCCCAGGGGGUGCAGGGCAAGCUCCCUGUUGCUGUCUACGUUCACGGUGGCGCUUAUAAUCGCGGAACAGCCUCGAUGCACAAUACAGCAUCCAUGGUGGGUUGGGCCGACGAGCCCUUUGUCGCGGUCAGCUUCAACUACAGAAUCGGUGCUCUCGGCUUCCUCCCCUCGACCACAACAGCGAACGAAGGCAUUCUCAACCUGGGACUGCACGACCAACUCCUCCUGUUCCAAUGGGUGCAAGACAACAUCGCCAGCUUCGGCGGCGACCCGUCCCAAGUCACGCUGAUCGGGCUUUCAGCCGGCGCACACUCAAUCGCCCACCACAUCCUGAACACCGACCUGCAACACACCUACUUCCACCGGGCGAUCAUCGAAUCCGGCGCCGCGACCUCUCGCGCCGUCCACCCGUACAACGUGGCCCUACACGAAGCGCAAUUCCACGAGUUCGUGACCGCAGCCGGAUGCGACCCCACCCUCUCAGACAGUGACAUCCUAACCUGCCUGCGCGCCGCGCCGUCCGCGACCAUCACCACCGCCUCCUCCAUCGUUUUCGACCGCUACAACCCAUCAGUACGGUGGGCUUUCCAACCCGUCAUCGACGGAGACCUCAUCAAGCGCCGGCCCAUCGACGCCUGGCGCGCCGGCACCUGGAACAAGAACAUCGCGCUGCUGACGGGCUUCAACACCAACGAGGGCACGUACUACGUGCCGACCGCGCUGGCCACCUCGGCCGAAUUCUCCGCGUUCUUCGCCACCCUCCUCCCCGCGUUGACCGCCCAAGACCUGCGCGCCAUCGACGCGCUCUACCCGGAUCCGGCGCGCGAUGCGGCCUCCCCCUACCUCGAGACGAGGAAUAUCAGCGUGGGCCCGCAGUUCAAGCGCGUCGAGGCCGCGUACGGCCACUAUGCGUAUGCGUGUCCCGUGCGCCAGACGGCGCGGUUUGUGUCGGCGGCGCAGCAGCAGCAGCAGCAGCAGCGGCAGCGCACGGCCCCCGUGUUUUUGUACCGGUGGGCGUUGAAUAGGACCGUGCUGGGCGGGGCGAACCAUGGGGAUCAGAUGGCGUAUGAGACGUUUGAUCCCGAGGUUAGGGCGUUCUCGGCGGCGCAGGAGGAGAUGGCGGGUACGUUUCAUGCGUAUAUCACUUCGUUUAUUGUGAGGGGGGAUCCGAAUGCGGUGCAAGGGAGGUUUGCGCGAAGACCGCGCUGGGAGCCGUUUGAUGCCUCCGAGAGGAUUAUGGUGCUCGGAGAGGGCAAUGAUGAGCGAGCCGGGGGCCGGGGUGUGGGCGUGACGGCGCAGAUGGUUGAUGAUGAUUGGAGUAGCAAGGAGUGUGGGUUUUGGUGGACGAAGAGUGGCGUUUCGGACUGA
Messenger RNA from Aspergillus aculeatus ATCC 16872, 1785 nucleotides. Its product is annotated as putative extracellular lipase. The transcript has 5 exons. NCBI's taxonomy places the organism in Eukaryota, Fungi, Ascomycota, Eurotiomycetes, Eurotiales, Aspergillaceae. The coding region runs from base 1 to 1785 and encodes 594 amino acids. The record is from RefSeq and is a predicted model, not a curated record.